Diatraea saccharalis (sugarcane borer) is the source of this 660-nucleotide messenger RNA. The record is from the annotation of a GenBank genome assembly. Lineage: Eukaryota; Metazoa; Arthropoda; Insecta; Lepidoptera; Crambidae.
AUGGAUAUUCCAUCACAGUUACCUCUGAUACUUCAAUGUAAACCAAGAUCAAUGACUAGAAAAUUUUCCGGAUUCGAUGCGUGCGGCUUAUCGGACGUGCCGCACAUAGAAAGCUUACAAGAAAAAUCACAGUGCGCCCUCGAAGAGUACUGUCGGAGUCAGUACCCAAAUCAGCCAACGCGCUUUGGGAAGCUCUUACUAAGGCUACCAUCGUUACGGACUGUCAGUUCCCAAGUGAUAGAGCAACUGUUCUUCGUGAGACUUGUGGGGAAGACGCCUAUUGAAACCCUCAUCCGGGAUAUGCUGCUAUCAGGGAGCUCGUUUUCGUGGCCGUACAUGGCGACCAUGUACCAACGUGAGGUAUCGCAGCCAGAGGACGCGGUCACGUCCUCGAGUGAGUUCCAUGAAAGCACCGAAGCUGCUGCUACUUCAGACGAGUACUUCGGGUCGAGAACGAGCAGAGACAGCGAGAGAGCCGACCCCUGUCCAACUUUUGAUCCUAUAUCAGCAUUCUACGCUCCUAAAACGAGCGAAGAGACAUUCGACGUGCCAACCGCGACUGGAGACACGCAGAAGAACGCUCAAAAGACUUCCAUGAUGAUAGACAAUCUGUUGAACAUACGGAGUCAGGAUUCGUGCUCGAUUCCAGAGAUGAAAUAA